GCGACGAAAAUGAACGAACUCCCACUCGGGAACACCGUCGGAAAACAUGGCGGCCAAGGCGCUUCGGCAACGAACCAGGCGAGGCAGCAGACAAGAUGCAAACAACGUGAACGUCCCCGCCGAGACUCGGCCACCAAAAGAGGAGAAAGGCGGAGAUGACAGUAAAGUCACAGAGACUCGGCAAGACUCAGUAAGUCGCGGAGGUCAGGUAUGGGCUCCAGAAGGUUCAACUGCAUUUAAAUGUCUGCUCUCUGCACGUUUCUGUGCAGCUCUGCUAAGCAACAUUUCGGACUGUGAUGAGACCUUCAACUACUGGGAGCCUAUGCACUACCUGCUGUAUGGCACAGGGAUGCAAACAUGGGAAUAUUCUCCGUUGUACGCCAUCAGAUCGUAUGCUUACCUGUGGCUACAUGCGCUUCCUGCUUGUUUACAUGCCCACGUUCUACAGACAAACAAGGUGUUGGUGUUCUAUUUUGUACGAUGUGUCUUAGCAUUCUCCUGCUGCGUCUGUGAACUCUAUUUCUACAAGGCCGUUUGUAAGAAGUUUGGUUUGCAUGUGGGCCGUCUGAUGUUGGCAUUUCUCGUCCUGAGCACAGGAAUGUUCUGCUCGUCUGCAGCAUUCCUGCCUUCCUCUUUCUGCAUGUACACAACACUGGUUGCCAUGACGGGAUGGUUUCAGGACUCACCACCAUUAGCUAUUAUGGGUGUGGCUGCGGGUGUCAUUGUUGGAUGGCCGUUCUCUGCUCUGAUUGGGGUUCCGAUUGCCUUUGACCUGUUGGUGUUGAGGAGGCAGUGGAAAAGUUUUAUCACCUGGUCAGCUGUUGCUCUGUUUCUGCUGCUGGUCCCCCUAGUGGCAGUGGACUCUUUCUUUUAUGGCAAACUGGUCAUUGCUCCUCUCAAUAUUCUACUUUACAAUGUCUUCACACCACAUGGACCUGAUCUUUAUGGAACAGAGCCAUGGCAUUUCUACUUUGUAAAUGGAAUUCUGAACUUCAACCUGGUAUUUGUUCUGGCACUGUUUUCUCUGCCACUCACUGCUCUCAUGGAGACACUGUUACACAGGUUCAAUGUACAGAACCUGGGCCGUCCAUACUGGUUGACUCUGUCUCCCAUGUAUCUGUGGAUGAUGGUUUUCUUCACUAGACCUCAUAAAGAAGAACGCUUUCUCUUUCCUAUCUACCCUCUCAUCUGCCUCAGCGGGGCUGUAGCCCUCUCCUCUUUACAGAAAUGCUACCACUUCCUGUUCCAGCGGUACCGACUGGAGCACUACACAGUCUCCUCCAACUGGUUGGCUCUAAGUGCAGUUGUGGUCUUCACAGUGAUGUCGCUGUCUCGCUCAGUCGCCCUCUUUAGAGGCUACCACGCCCCGCUAGACCUGUACCCAGAGUUCCAUCGCGUUGCCAAGGAUCCGACUCUUCACUCAGUCCCUGAAGGCAGACCUGUUAGUGUGUGUGUGGGCAAAGAGUGGUACCGCUUCCCAAGCAGCUUCCUUCUACCGCACAAUUGGCAGCUGCACUUCAUUCAGUCUGAGUUUAAAGGACAACUGCCACAGCCAUAUGCCUCCGGUCCUCUGGCCACACAGAUCAUCCCAGCUCAUAUGAAUGACCAGAAUCUGGAGGAGCCAACCAGAUAUGUGGAUUUAAGGCAGUGCCACUACUUAGUAGACUUAGACACAGAGGAAGAGACUCCACUUGAGCCAAGGUAUUCAGCCAACAAAGAAGAGUGGAACAUUAUCGCCUAUAAGCCUUUCCUUCAAGCAUCCAGGUCAUCACCUCUCUUCAGAGCGUUCUACAUCCCGUUUAUAACAGAUCAUCACACCACCUACAGGCGAUACGUCAUCUUGAAACCACGGAGGCAAAAGCAGCCUCGUAAGCGGACGCAUGGCUGACCUUUGAAGCUCAACCCUAAGUACUAAAUGCUAAAUACAGAAAUCAAUCACUUCCCCUCAGAACAGCUGGUAUUUGUUGUGUGUCUGUGUGUGCGUGACUGGUGGACAUGGUGUGCAUGGUGUGCAUGCAUGUGAUUUGAAAUAAUCGUCUCAUGAAACAUUUAAAGAUAUCAGACCCUUUAAGGACAUUAUGUCUGCUUUUGGGCUUGUGUGUGUGUGUGUGAAGAGAAAAUUGUUAUGUAUGCAGGUGUGGUUGGCAGGUAUCAGCUGGGCCUGUAUGUCAACAUUUUAUCUAUGUGUGUGUGUGUGUGUGUGUGUAUGUUUGUCUGUGUGUACGUGAAUGUCUUACAGUGGAUGCACACUACAAGAUUUCACAAAUAUUUAAUCUGAGACACACGGAUGUUUCCUUUUCAUACUUCCCUGGGCAAUGUGUCCUGAAUGGAAGAGUUUUUCUGAAUAAUUAAUCAAAGAAAUAAGAAUAAAUGAUGAAAUCUUGUAGUGUUUGCUUGUCUGCACUUGAACAGUAUCUUAUUUUGUGCUCUGUUGUGUGCGAGAGGUGGAGAUGAACAAAAGCGAGGUUGCAUUAUUAAUUUAACUUGGAAUGUUAAUAAAAACGUGAUUGCGAAAAA
Scatophagus argus is the source of this 2517-nucleotide messenger RNA. RefSeq names its product ALG9 alpha-1,2-mannosyltransferase (gene alg9). The transcript is spliced from 15 exons. NCBI's taxonomy places the organism in Eukaryota, Metazoa, Chordata, Actinopteri, Scatophagidae. Gene Ontology annotation, molecular function: alpha-1,2-mannosyltransferase activity. Bases 47 to 1888 code for a protein of 613 amino acids. Gene Ontology annotation, cellular component: endoplasmic reticulum membrane. Gene Ontology annotation, biological process: protein N-linked glycosylation. The record is from RefSeq and is a predicted model, not a curated record.